AUGUUCCACAUGUACGUGGGCGUACGGGCAGGAGGGGGCAUCGGUGACCAGAUCGAGGAUCCAGCGGGUGAUGAGUAUGAGAUCUACAGGAUCAUCUUCGACAUCACCUUCUUCUUCUUCGUCAUCGUCAUCCUCCUGGCCAUCAUCCAGGGUCUGAUAAUUGAUGCGUUUGGAGAACUGAGAGAUCAGCAGGAGCAGGUGAAGGAGGAUAUGGAGACCAAAUGCUUCAUCUGCGGAAUAGGAAACGACUACUUUGACACAGUACCUCACGGCUUCGAAACCCACACACUGCAGGAGCACAACUUGGCCAACUAUCUCUUCUUUGUGAUGUAUCUCAUUAACAAAGAUGAAACAGAGCACACAGGCCAGGAGUCGUAUGUGUGGAAGAUGUACCAGGAACGGUGUUGGGAAUUCUUCCCUGCCGGAGACUGUUUCCGCAAACAAUACGAAGACCAGCUCAACUGAUUCAUGAAUCAACUGAUCAAUUCAACUGACUACUGAUCAGCUGAUCUAUUGAUCCAGAUGCAGAGACUCGUCCUUUCUUACUGAUCAAUGUGAAAGGGGCUGUUUCGUCACCUUCCUUCGUCAGCUAG
Molecule: messenger RNA, 593 nt
Organism: Oncorhynchus nerka (sockeye salmon)
Lineage: Eukaryota; Metazoa; Chordata; Actinopteri; Salmoniformes; Salmonidae
Product: ryanodine receptor 2-like
Exons: 5
Coding region: 1-465 (154 amino acids)
Biological process (GO): release of sequestered calcium ion into cytosol by sarcoplasmic reticulum; striated muscle contraction
Cellular component (GO): Z disc; calcium channel complex; sarcoplasmic reticulum membrane
Molecular function (GO): ryanodine-sensitive calcium-release channel activity
Source: RefSeq, a predicted model, not a curated record